This is a messenger RNA of Sesamum indicum (sesame), 2395 nucleotides long. Its product is annotated as cysteine-rich receptor-like protein kinase 2. The record is from RefSeq and is a predicted model, not a curated record. Gene Ontology annotation, molecular function: ATP binding; protein kinase activity. Lineage: Eukaryota; Viridiplantae; Streptophyta; Magnoliopsida; Lamiales; Pedaliaceae. Gene Ontology annotation, biological process: protein phosphorylation.
ACAAGUGACGAAAAGAUGAAGACGCAUUCUGGAUGGAUAUUUCAUCCCACGCGUACACCACAAAUUUGCAUUGCACAGUCAACACUCAGGUCAGCGGAAGGUUCCUCAAAUCCGUCGCCAAAACUACCACCCAUAAAACCCGAAAAAGAAACAUGGAGCACUAUAAAUGAAUUGCUAAUUCGUUCAUAUUUCCAACUACUCAUCAACUAUGGAAACCAGGGGGUGGUGGCCCUGGUUGCUCCGCCUUUUAUUCGUGGCGAUUCGCAGCCGCAGACGAAUCUUCUGAACAGGGGAUGCAGCCAGUACAAUGCUACCAACAUAGCUGACUUUUUCAGGAACCUGAACGCCACCUUCUCCGACCUGAGAUCUCAACUGUCGAACGGCGGGGGGAGGCGGUUCGCCACCGCGCAGCAGGAGAGGUCAUCGGACCCGGUUUACGCCAUGGUGCAGUGCAGAAAUUACCUCUCGGAACCGGAUUGUUUGGCCUGCUUCGACGCCGCCGUGUCUCAGAUCAGAAACUGCUCCGCCGCGAACGGAGCUCGGGUCAUCUACGACGGCUGUUUCCUCAGGUAUGAGAGCAACAACUUCUACGACGACACGACCCUCCCCGGAAACAUUCAAAUAUGCGGCAACCGAACCGCACCUCAGCCGGCCGCGUUCGGCGCAGCGGGACAGACAUUGCUAACGGAUCUUGAAGUCGCAACUCCUAGGAUUAACCGCUAUUUUGCAGCAACUAGGAGGGAAGUCACUGUCGGCGGCAACUUAACAAUCUACGGGGUGGCACAAUGCGCUGAAACGGUAACCCCGAGCGGCUGCCUGGAUUGCCUGACUGUGGCACAUAAAAACAUACAGGGCUGCUUACCGGAUGCUGAUGGAAGGGCUAUCGAUGCAGCAUGCUUUCUUAGAUAUUCGGACACACCCUUCUUUGCUGAUAAUCAGACUGUGGACAUCACACCUUUCCUACGAGGAGAAGGGGAUUCCAGCAAGAAAAAAGCAAUUAUUGGAGGAGUGGUAGGAGGUGGAGGUCUUGUCCUAAUUUUGCUUGCUUUCUUCUUAUGGUACAAGUUCUCAAGAAAGCCCAAGGCAACUCUAAGAGGUAAUAUUUUAGGAGCAACUGAACUCCAAGGCCCAAACAUCUACAGCUACAAGGAUUUGAAAGCUGCAACAAACAAUUUUAGCGAGGAAAAUAAACUCGGAGAAGGAGGUUUUGGAGAUGUAUAUAAGGCGACCUUAAAGAAUGGAAAUAUCAUUGCAGUGAAGAAAUUGGACAUCAGUUCUGGCAGAGCAAAGGCAGAUUUCGAGACUGAAGUUAGGCUUAUAAGCAAUGUUCAUCAUCGCAAUCUUGUCCGUCUCUUAGGAUACUGCAGCAAAGGAUCGGAGCUGCUGCUUGUUUAUGAGUACAUGGCCAAUGGCAGCCUGGACAGAUUUUUAUACGGCGACAAGCGAGGAGCGCUCACCUGGAAACAACGAUAUAAUAUAAUUUUUGGGACAGCGAGGGGUCUUGCGUAUUUGCACGAACAGUACCAUGAAUGCAUCAUACAUCGAGAUAUAAAGCCUAGCAACAUUCUUCUGGACGAUGAUUUUCAGACCAAGAUUGCUGAUUUCGGGUUGGCGAGGCUUCUACCUGAGAAUCAGAGUCAUGUCAGCACUAAAUUUGCAGGGACACUGGGCUAUACAGCACCAGAAUAUGCAAUCGCUGGACAUUUGUCGGAGAAAGUUGACACCUACAGUUUUGGAGUUGUAAUUCUUGAAAUCAUCAGCGGUCGAAGAAGCAACGAUAUGAACGCUGAUUCUGACACUGGAUUUCUACUUGAAGAGGCUUGGAAAUUGUAUGAGACUGGGAUGCACUUGAAACUAGUUGACGAGACGCUGGAUUCAAGCGACUACACGGCCGAAGAAUUGAAGAAACUACUAGAAAUCGCUUUGACUUGCACGCAAUCUCCAGCUUCAUCAAGGCCAACCAUGUCUGAAGUUCUGGUGAUGCUCUUAGGCGACCGAUCAGCAGAGCAGAAGGGCCCAAGCAAGCCUUCUUUUAGUUACGGAAAUAGGGGUUUUGCCGACACUACUACUUCAAAUUCUACGGGAUCGUCUACCUCCAACGCCACUGCCUCCAUCACCCAGUUCACAGGCCGCUAGCUAGCACUUGUUUAUACACAAUCGUCAUAAACAUUGUUCAUGUUUCAGUAGUUGAAACCAAUAAGAAUGCUUCUGUGUUGCUGUAACUUAAUACCUGGAUGAUAUAUAUAUAUGUUGAAGCAUCAGGUUUGAGUAUUGAAAGCAAUGUGAGACUUUAUGCUACAUGGAAAUAAUGAGUUUUGUAGGGUUUAUAAGUACUUUGAUGUUUGUAAAUUGUUUUCACAUAAGAAAUGUAGGAAAACCCGUUUGGUUUGUAUAA